This is a messenger RNA of Homalodisca vitripennis (glassy-winged sharpshooter), 9618 nucleotides long. RefSeq names its product copine-8-like. Gene Ontology annotation, cellular component: plasma membrane. The record is from RefSeq and is a predicted model, not a curated record. Gene Ontology annotation, biological process: cellular response to calcium ion. The transcript is spliced from 5 exons. Gene Ontology annotation, molecular function: calcium-dependent phospholipid binding. NCBI's taxonomy places the organism in Eukaryota, Metazoa, Arthropoda, Insecta, Hemiptera, Cicadellidae. Bases 904 to 1788 code for a protein of 294 amino acids.
UUAACUAUUAAAAUCGUAUGUUGGUUUAGAGAACCUCAGAAAACAUUUGUUUUAUAUUAACCUAUCUGUAAUGUAUGAGUUGACUGACAGCUGCAUAAACCGUGAUCAGAGUGAUAUUUCAGAAAUGUGAAAUAGUAGGAAGAUUGAGAAAUACUCAGUUCAUAAUGUCUGAAAUUCUAGCAAAAUUAUAGUUUUAUAGUUGGUAAUAUUUUUACAAUAUAACGAAGUACAAGCCACUUUUUUAUACUUUUUAUUAAAAUGUACUAUUAUCAAUGCAAUACAUUACCCUAAAAAUUAAUUUAUAUCUUAUUAACUAACUGAAAUGUAUAAUGAGAAUAGAACAUCUCUCAUUGAAACAGAGCUCAUAAUGUACUAGAUGCAGUAAUCCGGAUACUAAUUCAUAACUACCAAAUGAUCAUUAAAUGAGAUUUAUGCUUUUAAUAUAUUAGAACUUCUUCUUAACAAACAGCUAUGUUUUUUUAGUACAUUUGUAUAAAAUGUUUACACUAAGAAAUAAUUACAAGUAAAAUUAACCAUAAUUAAAAAAAAAACAAUAUUUAUAUAGUGAAAAUUGAAUUCAGCCAUGUUUUUAUGGCUGAUUACUGUUUUCUGGGGUGGUUUUGAGUUUAUAGUAAUAAUUUUGUCAUUGUAUACACUCUGAAAUCACAUCUUGGGAUGCAAACGAAAAAAAAAAAAAAAAAAAAACUAGUUUAAUGAUUCUAAUAUUUAAACUUCUUCUGAUUAAAAUAAGUAACUGAUUCUUUUAUUGAUUGCAAUUUAUGAUUAAUUAACUUCAAAGACAAAAUUCAUGUCUUUUUGAGGAAGCACAGUUUAUUUGCCGUACUCGUUUUUCAGAAUGAGAAUAACACCUUUUCCUUGUGGGAGUAUCUUGCUUCAUUUCUGAUGGUGCGGAAGAGAGAGAAAUACACUCACUCGGGGGAGAUAAUGUUGGAACACUUUGAGCUGAAGCCAAUCUACUCAUUCAUGGAUUACAUCAAGGGAGGCACCCAGUUGCACUGCUCCAUUGCCAUAGACUUCACUGGUUCGAAUGGAGACCCAACCACGCCCCAAUCUCUCCACUACAUAGGCCCUACACCCAACUGCUACGAGCAAGCAAUCACUGCUGUUGGCUCAAUAAUACAGGAUUACGACAGUGACAAGAUGUUUCCAGUGCUAGGAUUUGGGGCCAGAUUACCACCUGAUGGUCGUGUGUCUCAUGAGUUCUUCGUCAACAUGGAUCCCAGCAGUCCUUACUGCACAGGAGUUCAAGGAGUUCUGGAGGCGUAUCGCAACUGCAUACGACAAGUCCAGUUACACGGACCCACCAACUUUGCUCCUGUGGUGAACCAUGUUGCCAGGUUUGCGGCCAGCUACAGAGACGGCUCCAGUUACUUUAUUCUGCUCAUACUGACUGAUGGAGUCAUUACAGAUAUGCCUCAGACUGUACAGGCAGUGGUGUCUGCAUCAGUGCUUCCAAUGUCCAUCAUCAUCGUUGGAGUCGGCAACGCAGAUUUCACUGCCAUGGAGACUCUGGAUGCAGACACAGUGGCUCUGAGCCAUGAAGGAGUCAAGGCGGCCCGGGAUAUUGUUCAGUUUGUUCCCUUCAACAAGUUUGUGGCGAUGGGAGACCCGCGCACGGCUAGACUGCGUCUGGCGAGAGAGGUGCUGGCUGAGAUCCCCACCCAAUUCAUUGGUUACAUGAAGGCCAACAAUAUCACUCCCAAACCUCCCCUUGCCAAUACCACGCUUCUCCCUCCCGAUCCUGAAACGCUUGAUGCGCAAACUUAAUCACUCCACAUCGACUUGUUGUUUGUUAACUUCUUUGAAUUUUAUACUUUGUUACUGUGGAUUUGAUAUUUUUAACGCUGUUGUCAUGUCCAGCUCAUGUGGCCUCUUUGUGAAUGAUCGUUUUGCAGUUAUAUCACAGAGUGGUUUGGUGCACAAAUGUUACAUAUAACAUUUCAAUUACUAAAUGUCUCACAUUUCGUGUUGUGUAUAUAUGUUAAUUUGUCAAAUGUUUUCAAACUGUUUUUUUCUAACUAACUCAUUUGUGUUUAGAUAAUUUUGUGAUUGAUGGUGAGUUUCAUUCGAAACUCAACGGUGAACUUUUAUAAGGUUUUUAUAACAAUUUUAACUAAAUGUUUGGAAUUACCAACCCUUGUAGACAAAGAUUGUAUUAUUUAAUGUCUGCUUUAUUUGAACUCAUUCAAUUUUUCUUCGAUUAUUUUCAAAUAUAUUUAAAUAAAUAAAAUUGAGAUUGGAUUUAGAGGAUGUGAUCUUUGGAAUAAUAGCAGUCAAAUUACUACAGCCAGCCCAAUUUGAUAGUCAUAUGUUUCAUUCCUUACUAUAUGAACAAUCUUAUAUGAAUAUUACUCUUAGGGAUUUUUGUUAAAACAAUGUUUUAUUUCAGUGAUAAGUCAAUUUAAGGCAGCUUGAUUGCAAUCGUUUAAUACUUGGAAACUCUACUUAACAGGGAAGAAGGAAUAUAAUAAUUUUCUUCUAUGUGGUAAAAUUUGUAGGAAAGAACCUCCUUGACAUUUAUAUUACUUUUUACUUUGACCUAUUGCUACCUCUACAUUACAUAUAAUUUUUUAUUAAUUUGUUUAUUCUUUAUUAAUAGUUGUGUAUGUUAAUAAAAAUAUUCAGAACAUGAAUAUAUGGGUAUCGUGUAGCUGUAACAUAUAACAUACAGAUAUAAAAGGUCUUAAAAGAUUUUUUGAUUGUUCAUAAAAACCAAUAAUUUAAUUAUCAUUUAUUUUCAAUCAAAAUUUAGAGUUGUGUUAAUAUUUUCUGAUCAGUUCAACUGAAAAUUGGUGUCAUAUACCACAAAUAACCUAGAUGCAUUUAUAGAAAAAAUAUGAUUAGAAAUAGUAUAAGAUUUUGUAAGACUUGUUACAAGCAUUACAAAGACUACACCGUAGGGAAAUUUCCUGGUCAUUCUUCAAUUAGCACAUUCUAGUCUUUAGAAAUAAGCAAAAAUCUUGCAAGACUAUUAUAAGUUAGAACGGAUUCAAAUUGAAUCCUUGCAAGCAUUUAAUUCAAUUCGAUAUACAAGUUUGAAAUUCUUAAAGAAAUUAGAUGAGAAAUAUUUUUGUAACUCUAGAUAUAUUAUUAGAAUCAAAGGGGGAAUUAAAUACACUGAUAAAUCUAUUGGAAAAUAAAUUAAUAUUGAUUAGAUUUGUCAAGAUGAUAUAGUAAAAACAAGUACUAACACUAUUGUAGAUGAAUGCAUAAUUUUGGAUUCAAAUACUAGGAUUCAGAUUUAAAUUCAGUUUGAAGUUAAUGGUUGAUAGAUUGAUUAGAUGUAUUUCUGUAUUAUGUCAUAACCACAGUAACAUUCAAAGUUUAUAUUUGGAAGGUUGGACGGAUAAUUACAUAAACUUAGUUCUUAUUUUACAAUUAUUAUCAAACACCAGUUCAACUGUUUACCUACAUUGGACUGUCAGUAUCCAUUGAAAACAAAAUCAAGAAAUAGUAUAAACAAUGUAGCUGAUUCAGUAAUGGUUGUGUCACAUACUGAACUGAAGUUGAAUCUCCAGAGAAUUGAAUUAAUUAAAGUACUUAAUAAAUUUUACCUAAUGAAAAAAUUAUGUAUUAAUUUUUAAAAUUUAUUUCUGUAGCUAACCAUGCAGACAAUAUUGGUUUUCAAUACAAUGUUAGUAAUUAAAAGUUAGUAUUAAAAAUUGUCUAAAUCAGCUUCAGCAAUAGGUAUUAAAAAUACUUAAAUAACUGUGAAAGUACAGAAAGAAAAGUCUGGAGAAGUAAGUAACACAGUAGCCUGUCUUAAUUUUAUACAAUUUAAACCAUGCAAGGGUUUGGAUUAAUUUCCGAGUAACGGAAUGACAACUUGAUUAGACUCAGUUUUAAUUAUAUACAAAAUUGAAUAUUCAUAGUUGCUAAAAAACAAAAUUCUGCUUAAGGAUCCAGAUACUGUAAUUAUAGAACUUGUUCAAAAGUUGUUUGAAAUAAAAAUCAUGGACUAAUUUACAAAGAGAAGGAAAAACUAAUUAUUUUCUUUAAUAAUGAGAACACGGACAUUUUCCUUUUCUACAGGAAGACAGAGUUGAAUACAAUGUACGGUCAUAGAUAUAAAAUUAUAUCUAGGUGUGGUUAUUGUGUGUGUUGUAUUGUCUUGUGAGAAUUUGUUGUUAAGAGUUGUAAAUAAUCUGUUUCACUGAAGUGUUUUUGUUCUUUAAUAUUAAGAGAUAUAAUAAUAGUUUUAAAAUCAAAACUAUGUAAUUAAAUGUUAUAAUAUAAAACAUACCAGUUUCACCCUCCAAGUAGAUAAGGAAACGAUCCACAACUACACUUAUCGAGCUUAUUACCUAAAGGGUUGAAGAAUUCGUUAAUUUCUGCAAAACCUAAUUUUUUACAGUUAAAAAUGCUUCUUAACGUGUAUGAAAACCUACAAAAUGUGACCGAAUGAUAAAUUAACAGGUUUAGUGUAAUAUUUAUGUAUACAAAUAUUUUAUGUUGUUAAUUGUUUUGAACUAUUCAGCAUUUCAUCACCCUUUUUCACUGUCUUACUUCUUGUAAUGUGUCAAAAGAAAUAAGUGCCAUUUUAGACAAUCGUACAGUAGUUUUUCAUUAGUUAGUUUUAAAAGUAUACUAUUAGUUUAAUAACUAAUGUUGUUUAGGAUUAGUUAUAUGAUUUAAAUGUUAUUUGAUUAAAACUAGAAAAUUAAAAUUGUAUUAACAACUAUUAGAUAUAGUAUGUUUACGUAAACAAAUGUACAACAAUAACAAUUACAAUCUUGCUAAUGUUGAGUUCAGUUCUAUUUACCUUACACUUUGUGCAGAGUCUGAAAUCUGACACUGUCACAGACUUGACUCUUGAAACCUGGAGUCCAUUUCUGUCUGAAGAUAAGAGUGUUCAAUUUCAGACGCAGCACUAAGUGGAAAGUGAAAUGGAGUUCAACUUAACAUUAACAUUGAAUCCCACCAUGUUAUGUGAUGAAUUAUCAUCUUUAUCUAAAAAAUUAUAAUUCUAUUUACUAACCAGGAUAGUUUCUACUUAAUAAGGAAAGCAUAGUUAAUAUAUUUAAUUAAAAAAAUACUUCUUGGUGUAAAAUAUAGAAAAUUUACAAUACAAUACAAAUGUAAUGUCAAUAUAAAGUAAAACCCUAGUGAGGUACAGUUUCAUAAAAUACUAAGUUCUCAAUUGUAUAUUUACAAGGGUUUGCCUAUUUUUGUUAUUUUAAUACUUCAAUGGUUGUUUAGCUAUUUGCUAACAGUAAUUACAUACAAUGGUCAUAAUACGACGUAAUAAAACUUGCAUAUACUAUUUAAUCUUUUAUAACAGCACUCUAAUGUUUGGAGAUUCAUAGUGUUAUGUGAUUUACAAAACUAAAACUUUUUUUAUAAUGAAAUGAAUGUAUCCUUGAUCAUUUGGUGUUCCUGAUACAGUGACAUGAAGAUUGUAGUAAUCAGGUGAUUGGGUUAGCUCCAUCAUUCCACAGUUUAAUUCCAAUAUUUCAAGUGGUGUAAACUCAGAGUUAACUUAGAGUUAAGAUGAUCUUUUAUAACUUUUAAAAAUUCUGUAUAAUUUUUGUCAUAAUUGAUGCUAAUAAUUGAGAAUCACUUUCAGCUUGUGACAUUAAAAGUUUUAAAAAUUGGUUAAUGGACUAUUAAUCUUGCUUUCAGUUGAGGCCUGGUUACGUAACUGAUUUUAUACAAAAUUUGUGACUUCUUCACUACAUGUAUAUUUAAUACCAUAAAUUUAGUUUAGUUCUCUGUCAAUAUUCAUCAACACUAUUAUCUUUAAGUAAACUGUUGUAAUAUACAGGAUCUUUUAGUUAAGUUAUUAUGAGGGAUGGGCCGAUAGAACAAAAAUUAGAUUCCAAUACCGAUACCAAAAUUGUGAUCUAAAUUCCGAAUUUAAUACCAAUUCCUAUGGUAUUUGAACUAAGAAUAUAGGCCAGUUUUAAAAGGUUCCACCAAAACGUAGCCCCAAAUAAUAAUGAACCAGAAACUGUGUACCUAUUUUAUAAGUAGUCCUAUCAUUAUAGUUAAUUGGACCAUAAAACUAAAUAAUAAACACAAUAAUGGAAUGCUAACUUAAAUAUAAUAACAAUGGUACGAUCUGCCAUCUUUGAUUCCAGUAAAACAAUGUUUUCUUAAUGAAGUAUAUGUGUUAGUAAAUCUAUUUUAUUAACAGAAUUAUAAAACCAUUAAUAGUAUAAUUAGUUGUAUUGAGUAUUGUGACUGUAACUAUUGGAUGUUAUGUUGUAAAAGGAAAUUUCAGAUAAUACCAUUUCAAGAAAAUAAUUACUUAUAGCAAAAUUUGUGUAACCUUUAAAAUUGUAUUCAUUUAUGACUCCAAACUGUGAUUUAUAUCAAAAUACUAUGAUAACUAUUUAUAUAUAGUUUAUAAUUAGUUAUUAUAAAUUAGUUUAUAAUAACUAUUUUAUGUAAACAAAUUUUUUAUCAUAAAGUAUCAGUAAAAAAAUAAAUUUUUCUCUUUUCUUAUAAUAUAAUUAGUAUUGAUUCUACAAAUUAAAAUGAAACUGAAAACAACUACCUCGUAUACAACUAGUAUUACGAUACUCAACUGGAAUACAGGCUUUUAAUUAGCGGUUUUCUUCCCACAGAAUAUUUAUUGUUUUAAAUGCUUUAAUUACUAUAGAAUAAAGACAAAUAAAAAUAAUGUGACUUUCCAAAAGUACUUUAAAAAAACUGUUAUUAUUGAUUUUAUAAUAAAAUACUUUGAGUCGAGUAACAAGAGCCUCAGAAUUGAAAAUUGUUUGUACCUCGGUAUUGAGAUGUUUAGAUUAUUCAGUAUAAGUAUUGACCCAUCCCUAAUACUUAAACUAUCAAGUCCAACUGUCAGAAUCAUGGUCGAUUGUAUGUAUGUGUGUAAUUUGUUUUUAUUUAAUUAAAUAGAAACACAAUUGAUUGAUAAUUAAUUGAUUUUGUCUCUUUUUAAUUACGCUUAUAGAUUUUGAAAUAAAAUUCUAGUUUAUCAAUCGAAAUUUAACGUUUUAUGUUGAAAUUAAAGUGAAUAAAUGAAGAACUGUUAAGGUCUCAAUUGAAUAUAAUUAACUGUAGAUAAAUGAAUUUUUCAUCAUGCUGAAUGUUAUUUAAACCACUAGUACCAAUGAAUCAAAUUCAUUCAGUGUUUGAUCGAUGAUCAAUUAAAAUGUAUCUUGCAUGCUGUGGUCUAAUGUAUAGUUUAGUGUGAAGAUGUUCGUUAAGGAACAAAGUUUCUAUGUGUCUUUCAGUCCAUCAGAUUAUAUUUGUACACAUUUACCAAUUUUAUUCAACCACUCGUCAAUUUGUAUCUUCUGUAUAGUGUAGGCUUGAUUGUUCCGUGUUUAAACUGUUAAUCUGUCUAUGCCUUUACUAAAUGUGAUAUUCUGUGUGUAUGAGAUGGCAGUGAAAAGUUUCCAGGCUGUAUACAUUUGUACUGACACUGGUAGUGGCAUUUUUGUAGGCAACAUACCGGUUUGGAAUUAAACAUCUACUUUUAACAUUAUCUAGCUAUCUAGAUCAGGCUCAUGUGAAAUUUACAGACAGAAGUUACUGAUUACUGAAAAUUAAUAUAUUUUUUCUGACUUAAAGUUAGGUAAACAUUGUGCGUUUUUAGUUUUGUAUUGGUCAAUCGCAUUAAAUCCAUGAAACAAUUAAGUGAAUGUAUGGUAUGUCUCUUUAACCCUUUGAGGCUGGCUGUUGACUAUAGGUCGACCGUGGUAUUUCUGCAGAACGCUCACACGUCGUCGACUAUAGGUCAACCAACUACUGUCACGGUUUAAAAAAUUAUUAUUAUUAUUUUAUUGUUGCUGUUCGGCAUUUAUACUUUGGACUUCUUUUUGUAUUAAAUGAAUACUACAUUAAUCUUUACGUAUGACAAGAGAAACUGAAAAUAAAAAAUAGAACAUCUCAUAUGUUGUCUGCACUCAUGUUGUGUUUGUAAACAUGGCCGAUCCUACUAGAAGUUUCAUCAAUGACGGUGAAAUAUAAAAAGAAAAUAACAAUUUUGAUAGUUGUAGAUUGUCUCCACAAACUGUCAAUGACUGCAACUUUGUGCAGUGAUCAAAAUCUUAAUAAAACUGGAAUAACAUAUGCUUCAUUAAACAGCAAUAGUUUCAUGGAUAUUUCACCUGAAAUCAGGUAAUUAAUAUCUGGUUUGUUUACAGAAAGAUUUGGUUUUUAUAAAAGGGUAAAAACUGAAACUUCAGAAUUUUCUGUAUGAAUUUCUUAAAACUAUUCACCCAAAAAUGAUGUUUAAACUUGUUAAUGUUGUUUUUUUAUUUGGACCUGUGAUGUGUAACAGAUGGAUUACUGUGAAACAUAACGUUUUAGAUUUCAACAUUUGUGUAAAUCAGAUCCGAUUUUAAAUUUAAACAAGCUUAGGAACUUUUUAGCACUGCCUUCUGUAUUUUUCUAUAAUCAUCUGCCAGUUUUUAUUGUUCAGAAAUCUGAACAAAACAAAAAGUGGUGCUAUCUUGUCUAGUGGUUUUAUGGUCUUUUGCUUUAUUCCCAGUCUUAUACACUUGUACAUUCCUACUAGUUCCUUUUAUAGUUGAUUAUCUGAGAAACUAUCCUUCUUGUGUUUUCAUUUCAUCACACAUUCACAUUGUCUAUUGGUAAUGCUGUACAGUAUUUACCAAUAACUUAAAUUGUGUGCAAUGAUUUAAAUUAGAUAUGUUUUGUAUUUAGAUUCCACAAUAAAAAGGCAAUUUAUUGUGAAAAUCAAUUCAAUCUUAAAAAUAAUUAAGUGGAAAACCCAUUGUAUAUUUGAAUCUAUCUUACUAUACCAUUCAAGCAAACACUGAAAAUGUAUUAUGAAAUGAAAAUGAACAUUUUUUUCAUCCAUAAUAAAAUAUUUUAGAUUCACUAUUAUCUGUGAUAUUUAUGUCAUUCUUGUUCAUAGUUUAUUGACAAAGCGACUUUGAUCCUCCUCAACUUGUCAUUGUUUGCUGGAUAUUAUCAUCAGCUUGUUGCAUAUAUGUACAAAUUAUUACCGAUGUUUAUCUUUUAUUAUAUAAUAAACCUAGAACAAAAAAAAAAAAAAAUUAAAUUCUUGCAUUUAAAGAAAGGUUGUCCAGAGGAUGUUUCAAUGAAAUCAUGUUUCUUGAAUAUUAACAUCUGCCUGUAGAACAAUAUGUAAUCAUUGGUAGAAGAUAGCAGAACUUCAAUCUGCCUUUUAAUUGCAAUAGAGGGAGGAGGGUUGGAGUGUUCACACUCUUUACUUCCAUUAAAUUCAGUUUUAUAAUAUUAUUUGUUCAUGAAAAUGUUAGUGUUUAACUAAGUAUGUAUGUAGUGAAUUAGUUGUAGUUUUCUUAAGUUUGUCAUGAAUAAUUACAUUUAAGAUGAUUUUGUUUCUUGUCAGUUUUACUAGGCUAAUGUGUGAAGAAAGAGACAGUUGCUACAGUUAAUUGAUGCUUGAAGAAAUCAGGUGUAAUAGCUUUUCAUACUAUGUAGCCAUCUCUCGAAAUAAACUAGCCAUUCUAAUACGAAUCUCGUAGUUUAAUUGUUGUAAUAAAUGAUUAGGUACUGUUACUUUAGGCUGGACAUUGCUGAUGAAUUAUGUUAAUCAUGUGAAUCAGUAGAAUAUUAUAAAGUUUCCACCAUAAAUGUAGCAUAUUUUAAUAAAAAAUUAAACUGGAUUGAAGAAUU